AUGGAUCGCAGCAUCGACCGUCGUCUCUGCGGACACUGCCACCAGUCCAUCGGCAGCGAGGCGCUCGUCGCGAUGAACCGUCUCUGGCACCCGGACCAUUUCACGUGCUCCUCCUGCAAACGCCCCAUCAAGCAGACCUUCCAGGCAAGUCUCGACUUCUUCUGAUGACGUGACAGCCACGUGUUCAGGCGGCCGACAACCACGCGUACUGCGUGCAGUGCUUUGCGCAAAAGUACAACCCGAAGUGCGCCGGAUGCAUGGAGACGCUCGUCGACACGUGUCUUCUGGCGCUCGACCGUCACUGGCAUCCGCGCUGCUUCACGUGCUCCUCGUGCAACCGUCCGUUGCCCAACGGCGAGUUCUACCUCGUCGACGAUAAGCCCUACGAUCUCGACUGCCACUGGGCGAAGCGUCUCGAGAAGAGAGAGCACAUGGAGCGUGGAGAGCGCUGA
This is a messenger RNA of Caenorhabditis sp. 36 PRJEB53466, 452 nucleotides long. NCBI's taxonomy places the organism in Eukaryota, Metazoa, Nematoda, Chromadorea, Rhabditida, Rhabditidae. The record is from the annotation of a GenBank genome assembly.